This is a messenger RNA of Solea solea (common sole), 2610 nucleotides long. It is a transcript of the gene bard1, whose product is annotated as BRCA1 associated RING domain 1. The transcript is spliced from 11 exons. The coding region runs from base 103 to 2505 and encodes 800 amino acids. Gene Ontology annotation, molecular function: protein binding. NCBI's taxonomy places the organism in Eukaryota, Metazoa, Chordata, Actinopteri, Pleuronectiformes, Soleidae. The record is from RefSeq and is a predicted model, not a curated record.
GAUGCAAGUAAUCAGGAAGUGGCCGUUGUUUGUUUUGUAAUGUUGGUUCGUGAACGAAAGUAUUGCAUUCACACCAGGUGAGGCAGGAAAACAAACUUAGAAAUGGAUAACGAUGUCGUCACGCAGACGGACGACUGGAGGAACACUAAAGAGGCUGCUGCGAGGUUUCGCCAGCUGCUGCUUUGCUCGAAAUGCUCGAAUUUAAUGAGUGAACCAGUGUGUCUGGGUAUGUGUGAACAUAUGCUGUGCAGGUCCUGUGCUGGCCCCCAGGCAGGAGAUGGCUGCGUCGUGUGUCACAGCCCUGCGUGGGUGAAGGACAUUCAAAUCAACAGGCAGCUGAGCAGCAUUAUACAGCUCUUCUGUGGUUUGGAGUCCCUACUCAAUCCCAUGGACCAAGCAGAUUCCUCUGUGGCUGAGAUCCAUUCGCAACCCGAGAGCCCAAUCUUGAAACACAAGAAAAGCGUCAAGAUUUGGUUUAGCCCCCGCAGUCGAAAGGUACGCUGCACAGUGGAGAAAUCUUCAGAGGUCACCUUACCAGACAGCAGGUCUUCUGGAGAAACAGCUGCUGCACAGCCAGACACCAUUACUGCUCAACAACAGGACCUGUCAGUUUUCAAUUUCACCUCAUCCUCUCAAGACUCUGGCUCUUCUUCUCAAAGAUGCAACAGUGGGAACACACAGCGGACGAAGAGGUCAACAAAAAAAAAGGCUGCCAGCAGGAAGGCCAAGGUGCAAGGACCCACUCGGACCACACAAAGGCCGACCAAACAGAAGAUAAAGAAGCAGGAGAGGCUGGAGACCAUAAAUAAGCAAUGGGGAAUCUCCGAGGAAGAAGAUGCCUUAAAGGGAAUGGAGCAGCACUGUGCAGAAGGGACAAAGAGGUCGAGUAAAAGGGUUUCAUUCCAAAGCCCUACUGUCAUCGCUGACGAGCCUCAGCCUGAAGUGCCACAGGAGAAUACGAAUGACCUCAGCUCUGGCAGGAGCACCAUGAUGGAAAGCCCCACUGGAGCCAGCACCACUGAAAUAAAUUACCAAGCAUCAGCUGAUCAAAGCAUGUCAGACAGUGUCAUCCAGCAAAAGACGCCGUCUGCGGAUGACCUCGAGCCAAACGGUGAUCCUGAAAAACAGGGCAAUGUUUCUCCCUUAAAGCGUUCCGCAAAAAGAACUACGGUGGCAGAGAAACACGGCAACCUGGAGACCACACCAAAAAGACCAAGGGCUUCCCCUGGUGGAAGGAGAAAAUCUCCAGGUGGGAUAUCGCCUGUGGUCCAUAACCCUCGAUUGUUGACUAGUCCCAGAGAUGGAAAGAGCAACAAAAUAUGCAGAGGAGAGCAGAGCCCCUCAUUUGGUAGAAAAUCCCUCUCCCCUCUCGGAAGACCCAGCACAGGAAGUCCUGCAGUUAUGAAGAGGAACCACAAGGGCGAGACCCUCCUGCAUCUAGCUGCGAUAAAGGGAGAUGUAGAAGCUGUCAAACAACUGCUGGACCAGGGAGCAGACCCCAACCUGAAGGACAAUGCUGGGUGGACCCCGCUGCAUGAGGCAUGUAACCUGGGUCACAUAGCAGUUGUAGAGGCAUUGAUCUCAAACGGAGCCCUGUUGAACACGCCUGGCUAUGAAAAUGACUCUCCUCUGCAUGAUGCCGUAAGGAAUGGACAUUCAGCCAUCGUCAAACUGUUGCUGCAGCUGGGAGCCUCUCAGAAUGUGCUUAAUCUGUAUGGAAAACGUCCUGCAGACUGUGCAGCGAGUCUUGAGAUGAUGAAGAUUUUCCGAGAAGCCACAGAGGGAACCCAAAAUGCAAAUGCUUCUUUUAGCCCCUCAGCCAGUCUCUCUGUGAUGAGUGACUGUGUGAGGAGUAAUGAAAUGGUGGUGUUCCUGCCCAGCAAGUUGCCUCGGCCAGCCCAGGUUCAACUGGACAAACUGGGGCAGCUAAUGGGAGGAAGAAGGGCUGACACCUUUUCUGGUUCAGUGAGCCACGUUGUGGUGCCAGAAGGACACAUGCCCACCACCUACUCCACCCUCCUGGGUAUUCUUGCUGGCUGCUGGGUUGUCAGAUUCAGCUGGGUGGCGGCGUGUCUGCAGGCAGGCGAUUGGAUGCCCGAAACAGAGCAUGAAGCGGGUGAAGGUCCCCAGCGUAGUCGCAUCAACAGAUUGAGCUUGCUUCCUCCACUCUUCGAUGGCUGUUUCUUCUUCCUCCUGGGCUCCUUUAAGGCUCCUACCAAGGACGAGCUCACUAAGCUGCUACGAGAGGGUGGAGGUCAACUCCUGAGCCGAAAGCCUAAGCCUGACAGUGAUGUGACACAAACCCUGAGUGCUGCUGCCUAUCAUGCCCUGCCAGGUUCUGACCAGGCCCUCUGCACCCAGUACAUCAUUUUUGACCCCCAGGGUCCCCACAAACCCAGAGUGGUCAGACGAGGCAAGGUAUGGUCCGCACCCUCCACAUGGAUUAUUGAAUGCAUCGCAGCCUUCCAGCUCCUCCCUGUACCAGAACCACAAACACUGGUCUAAACACCAUUUUAGUCAUUAUGUCUGGGAUUGCUUUUUAAAUAUCGACUGAUUAAGCUGACACAAAUCAAAAUGCAAACAAAAACUCAAAGAAUAAACUGGUCAUUA